GCGAAGAUAAUGAUGUUGGUGACGGAAUAACAAAAGAAAAGAUUUUAAAUGGAUCACUUUUUGAAGAAGGACCUCCGUUAUUAUAUGCCUCUAUGCACAAUCAAGUCGAUGUAGUAAGAACGUUGUUGAACUGUGGCGCAGAUCCAGCUGUUACAGAUGUUCAGGGUCGUAACGCUUUAGAUGUUGCUGCUAAUAGUAGAAUUAGACAAAUUUAUAUUGAAGAGCUAUUAAGAGCUACAGCAUCAUCUGAUAUUGAGAGGGUACAAAGGUUGUUAUCAGCUGGAAUAAACAUUAAUUCAUGGGACUCAGAAGCAAGUAGAAAUACUUCAUUGCAUUGGGCGGCUUGCUAUAGCAAUAAAAAUAUGGUAGAAUUUUUGACAGAAAAAGGCGCUAAUGUGAAUGCUGAAAAUGGUUGUGGUGCAACGCCGUUGCAUGAAGCUGUAAAUAGAUCAGAAAUCGAUAUAUGUAAAAUUUUAUUGAGCAAUGGUGCUAAUCCUCUUAUUCAAGCAGUUAAAGGUACGUUUAGUGGUAAAACUGCUUAUGAUCUGUCAAGGCAUAACAACCUGAUACAGAGCUUGAUAGAAAAAUAUUUAAUUGAAAUGCCAUCAAAGGAAAGAGAAAGUAUAUACAGCCCUCCAGAACCACAAGAUACCUUGGAAACACACUAUUCGCCAAAAAAUAAUCUAGUUGAUACACAUCAGCCUCUAUCAACGGAAUCAAUAAAAUCAUUAGAAAACAAUUUUGAAAUUCUGUCAUGUGCUGAAGACUUGAAAGAGCCAGGCUGUAAUAGUCCAUUACGAACUCAACACUCAGUUAUAAAUACUGGUAUUUAUGAGUUGAUUUGGCCUGAGCCUAAAUGUAUAAUUGAACUUGGACAUAUUUCACCUCCAUUUAUUGUAGGAAAGGAACUUUUAAUUUCUAUUAUUCAAAGCAGUGAAUCAAUACACAAAAUAUUAGAUGUUUGGGAAAUUAGUAGAUCUCAUUUACUAGAAUUAGGCUGUGAUGUAAAAAUUGGUGAAGUGCAGCCUGGAUCUGGUAGAAUAUCUUGUGAUAAGAGAGUAGAGUGCAUAGUGAACCGAAAAUUAUUCAAUGUCACUGAGGGUUAUCAAUUACACAUAUCUCAAAAUUCAAUAAAAGUCAGCGCUGGUAGUUUGGCUGGAUUACAUUAUGCCGUUUGUACUUUUGUGCAAAUACUACGCUUGAGCAGAAAUCGCACUAGCAAUGUGGGAAUAUGUGAAAUUGAAGCAGUAUUAAUUAAAGACAGUCCUCGAUUUUGUCACAGAGGUAUAUUGUUGGAUGUGUCGUUGAGAGGACGAGCUCCAACAUUAGAUUACUUAUUGCACAUCAUUGACGUGUGGUCAUCUUUUAAAUUGUCACAUCUUCAUCUUUAUUCUCGUCUAACACCAAGUUGUGAUUGGCAGUUAUGCUACUCAAGAUCGGAAAUGGUUACGCUUGAUAGAUAUUGCAGAGAUCGACAUUUAGAAUUAGUGCCAGCACUUGACGUAGAUUCAAACGUAAGUCUUCAACAUUUGUCACAAAUGUGGCCACUUUUCCAAGAAUUGCUGUCUACAUUUCCAAGUUUAAGCUAUGUGCAUAUAGGACCCAGACUGGCUAACUUGUUGGUGCAACCAAGUACAUUUGAUUGUUCUAUAUCCGUUGAUGAGACCAUAGAAACAGACAUAUCUGAAAUGCUAGAAUCAUAUUCUAGUCUUCAGCAAGUAUGGCACAUUCUUAACUUGAAUUGCGAUACAACUGUAUUACUAUGUUCAAAUGGGUUACACUCCAAGACGGAAUUCAAGAGCAUUCCAAAUAAUGUUAUACUAGUGGAAUACGGUUUCCAAGCCGAUUAUGAAUUUUCCAGUUGGACAGAACCUUUUACGAUUGCUGGUGCAAAUGUUUUGCCUAGUUCAGGAACAGCAAGUUAUAACAGCUUAGCUGGUUGUCCUGCCUCGACUUAUGCUAAUACAAAGAAUGCCAUAAAAACAGCUGAAGAACAAGACUCCAUCGGGAUCAUAAUUUCUCACUGGUCUGGCAGUCAUCACUUAACAUCUCACACAUUUGCUUGGGUUGGUUACCUCAUUGCUGCUGGUCUAGCGUGGAACCCAAGUUCUGACAUGGACGUACACUCGGCAACUGAUUUUUACAACAUCUGUGAAUCAACUGGAAUUAUAAAUAAAAAGAGAUCUGUUGCUCGAUUGUUAGAUACUCAUGUAUUUCGUGAUCUAGAGUACAAGAUUGGCAAUGCGAUUCUCGAACUCGGGAGGGUUGACACUUUGGUUUUGACACUAAGUCAGAAUCAGCAGAUUCAUGAUCUUCAGCAGGUACCAGACAAUCGAGGAUCAACUUUGUAUAGAUUGCUAACAGAUCCCGAUAACGUCAAUAUUGAGUAUCUUUCAACUGAUAUAUUUUUGAAAACCACCAAGCAGAUAAAACGAGUGUCACAUGCACUGUAUGAGGCCAACCCAACAUCAAAGUUUGCCUCUAUGGAAAUUCAAGAGUUGCAGUUGACUGCUGAUUUGAUGCUGACAGCUUGCAAAAUAGGAAGAACACUGAUUGGCGUGGGAAUUAAUCCUAACAGUAAUAUGGGGCUAGCCGUUAUAAAUUUAGGCAUUAAUAAUUUGCCUCCGACCUUUCGAACUGAUAUUGCAAAUAAAAUGCUGGCUCAUAUUGAACAAUAUAAAGGUGCGUGGCUGCAAAGACACCUACCUCAAGGGCUUCAAAGUUCCUUGCUUAUUUUGACAAGUGCUUUACAUAGAUUUGUGCCUGAAUCAUAA
Messenger RNA from Copidosoma floridanum, 2774 nucleotides. RefSeq lists its product as uncharacterized. NCBI's taxonomy places the organism in Eukaryota, Metazoa, Arthropoda, Insecta, Hymenoptera, Encyrtidae. Gene Ontology annotation, molecular function: ubiquitin-protein transferase activity; beta-N-acetylhexosaminidase activity; protein binding. Gene Ontology annotation, biological process: protein K6-linked ubiquitination; carbohydrate metabolic process. The record is from RefSeq and is a predicted model, not a curated record. Gene Ontology annotation, cellular component: BRCA1-A complex; BRCA1-BARD1 complex.